Messenger RNA from Rhinichthys klamathensis goyatoka, 642 nucleotides. It is a transcript of the gene bud31, whose product is annotated as BUD31 homolog. Bases 60 to 494 code for a protein of 144 amino acids. Gene Ontology annotation, biological process: mRNA splicing, via spliceosome. The record is from RefSeq and is a predicted model, not a curated record. Lineage: Eukaryota; Metazoa; Chordata; Actinopteri; Cypriniformes; Leuciscidae. Gene Ontology annotation, cellular component: nucleus; spliceosomal complex. The transcript is spliced from 4 exons.
AUGCAUCAGCCCGUUGUUGCUAAAUAACUGAGACGAUAGUAUAUUGCUUAAAUAAAACAAUGCCUAAGGUAAAAAGGAGUAGGAAACCACCUCCAGAUGGUUGGGAGCUCAUAGAGCCAACCCUUGACGAACUGGACCAGAAAAUGCGCGAAGCUGAAACCGAGCCACAUGAGGGCAAACGUAAAGUUGAGUCUCUUUGGCCAAUCUUCCGACUUCAUCACCAACGCAGCCGUUACAUUUUUGACCUUUUCUACAAGAGAAAGGCCAUCAGUCGAGAGCUUUAUGAGUACUGCAUCAAAGAGGGCUAUGCAGACAAAAACUUGAUUGCCAAAUGGAAGAAACAGGGAUAUGAAAAUCUGUGCUGUCUGCGGUGCAUUCAGACGCGCGACACAAACUUUGGAACAAAUUGCAUAUGCAGAGUUCCCAAGGGCAAGCUGGAAGUGGGUCGUAUCAUUGAGUGCACUCACUGUGGAUGCAGAGGAUGUUCUGGAUGAGGCAAAGGGGAAACGGCUUACUGAGCUUUGAUUUGUAUUUUUAAUACACUUAAUGGUGUUAUUACUAUGUUGGAUCUUUUGAAAUAAUAUGAUUGUUUAUGUAUGUUUUGACUUUUUUUUAUUAAACUGCUGUAUCUUAAUCAUUCUG